This is a messenger RNA of Dicrocoelium dendriticum, 576 nucleotides long. The record is from the annotation of a GenBank genome assembly. NCBI's taxonomy places the organism in Eukaryota, Metazoa, Platyhelminthes, Trematoda, Plagiorchiida, Dicrocoeliidae.
AUGGACCGAGCUCCUCAAGCCUAUGAGACUACAUACGAAACUCGGGCUGAAGUUGUAGAAACUACAACUGUAGUUAACGUUUCCUUCGUUAAAAGUCUGGGAGGAAUCCUAAAUUAUGUGAAGUCAUUCUCAGUUGCAUCGUGCUUAUUUGUGUCGCCUCUGUUCUACCUUUUCUAUCUAUUUAACAUUAUCCGGCGGUUACGUGGACCCUGGGUCAUCAUCGAGUUCAGCGUGCUCGUCAUCUCAGUUGUCUUCUGGUUUAUCGCGUUCAUCGUUUCGGCCGCGAUGCACUCUUAUGAUGGCGGAGCUAUUGCUUCAGCCGUCUUCAGCGCAAUCGCCAUGGGCGUGUAUAUUGCUGAGCUGGUCACCCGCUUCCGUGUGACUCGACAAGCUAAUGGUUUCCGAAUCACAAUGACUGGGGUAGCGACUACAACUACUGCGUCUGCAUACCCGCACGUCACUGCAGUACCAGCGACAGCAAUCCACACCGAAGGUCAUUACCCGAAUGAGGGACAUGCUGGAUUCAAGGGAAGCUACUCCGUCGGCGAACGCACAGAUGCCUAUGCAAUGCCCUAA